AUGGAAAAAUGUUUACCUAAGUAUUCGAGGGUUUAUGGCAGUACCUAUUUCAGAUAUUCUAGUGAUAUAUAUUUUAGAAAGGUUGUACAUCAUAUUAGAGAUAAAAUUAAUGGCUUUAUUCUUAAGAAAGAUAAAGAACCAUUAAAGGAUAUAUGCCUAUAUUUGUCUAAUUAUCUAAUUAAAAAUAAGAAUCCACCAAAUUACUAUGCAUCACAAAGAGAAUUAUGGGAAAGAUCAUUAAAUGAAUGGUUAAAUCCUUAUUAUGAAAAGCUGAAUGGACUAGGAGAAUGCCCCUUGAUUAUGAAUAAAAAUGAUUUAGAAAUUUUAAAAUUAAAAUAUGAAGUAGAUGAAUUCUGUAAAGAAAGAAAUAGGCAUCUGACUGAAAUAAGUCUGCCACAAGGAAACCCUAAGCCUGACAGUGAUUAUUCAAGUAGAUGUGACUCAUAUAAUGAAUGGAUUGAUGGAAAAGAAAAGUAUUUCACGAAAAAAAAAAAACUCCUUGAAAAUUGUUAUGAAAGAGAAAAAACGCAAAAAGAUCGAAGAAAAACAUGCAAUAUAAUGGAUCCCGAAACUUUUAGCAAACUACCGAAAUGCAGAUCUACCGUUCAAAAAGAAUCUAGUCGAGGUCCAACUCAAGAAAAUAAAAGCUUACCAGAAGUGAAUAAAAAAAAAAGCGAAGGAGCGUCAAUGCUUGAAGAUCAACAACAAAAACCCGCACCUGAUAUACUCAAAACUGAACCUCAACCUGAACCUCAAUCACAACUCCAACAUGAAGUUCAUAGUGCCCUCGAAAACGGAAUUGGCAAGGAAUCUCAAAGUAUAUCCCCAGUAAGAUCUUCAUCUGAAUCUUCAUCUAUUAAAACUAAAGAUGGUCAUGAAGAUCCUGUACAACAUACACAAUCAAAAUUAUCAGUAUUUCCUAAAAGUCCUGUUUCUACAGAAUCUCAAAAAUCUCCUGUAUCUAUAACUUUGCCUACAAGUCUUGGCGUCUCAGGAACUCCAAUCGAUUAUCAAAAUAUUCGAUUAUCAUCUGGAAGUUCAAAUUUUCCUGAUAACUCUAUGCCCUCUAAAAUUUUAGGUAGGAUAUUUAAAAAAAAGAAAAACAUAAAAAGAAAACAAGUGAGAUUUCUUAGAAUACUGCUACCUUCUCUUUCUGACAAAAAAAACAAAUAUUUAACACGUUUUCAUACAGAAAGCACAUUAUAUGAUGAUGAAGAAAUCAUAAAAAAAUUAAAAAUACAUGAACAUAACACUAUAAAAAAUACAAAUAUAUUAAAGAGAAAAAAAGAAAGAUUCAAAACUAUUAUAGAAGUACAUAUGGAAGUACUGGAAGAAUUCAGAAAUGAAGAAUGGGAACACAAAAAAAAAGAAUUUUUACAUUUAUGCCUAGAACUGUUCGCAAAAGCGGAAUAUAGCACAUAUCGCAAUUUGACUAAUGAAGAACUGAUAAUGGAAAAUACUAAAAGCAUUAAUGAUAUUGAAAAACAAAAAAUUCUAUGGAAUAAAUGGGUAAAAGAACAUAGUAAUAUUUCUGAAAAAUUGAAAAAAACCAAUUGGUUUAAUAAUUUGAAAAAUGAAUGGAAAAACGAAAAAGAUUCCAUAAAAAAUAGUGUACAAUUAAAAAUGAAUUUUUCAAAUGAAAAUCAAAAAUUUUCAUUUUUAGAAAAAGAAAAAGAUUUAUGGAAAAAAUGGAUAUCAAAAAAGCAUAUGAUUAUAGAACAAUAUUUGCAACAAAAAUGGUUUGAUGAAUUUACACAAGAAUUUCUCAAUAUGUCAGAUGAGUAUGUAAAUGAAGAAAGUAAAAAUAACAUUUCACUAUUAAAUUCAGAAGAAUUACAGAGUAAAGAAUUCCAUGAAGAAUUAUAUAGUUAUAUAAAAAAAAAAUUAAUUGCAAAAUUGUGCAUACUAGUAUUUAUGAUGGUAUUAGAAGAUUGCAAAACAGAAGAUUUUAUAAAAGAUGAGGAAUCACAUUUGGAUAAUUCCAUAAAUGAUUGGAAAACAGAUUCAAAUUUAGGGAGAAAAUCAGAUGCUCCAAAACAAGUAAUUCAUGUUAAUGACACUGCUUUAGAACAUAGAAAAAAUGGGCAAAUCCGUGCUCAAAUAGGGCAGAAAAGUUUUAGACAGGAAAUAGAAGAAUGGAUAAGAGAAGAUGAUACAGCGGCAAAUUACAUAUAUAAUGAGAACAGUGUAGAAUAA
Plasmodium malariae is the source of this 2196-nucleotide messenger RNA. RefSeq names its product STP1 protein. The transcript has 3 exons. NCBI's taxonomy places the organism in Eukaryota, Apicomplexa, Aconoidasida, Haemosporida, Plasmodiidae. The record is from RefSeq and is a predicted model, not a curated record. The coding region runs from base 1 to 2196 and encodes 731 amino acids.